Molecule: messenger RNA, 3991 nt
Organism: Phoenix dactylifera (date palm)
Lineage: Eukaryota; Viridiplantae; Streptophyta; Magnoliopsida; Arecales; Arecaceae
Source: RefSeq, a predicted model, not a curated record
UUUGCUCCUCACUCAGCUCCUCUACCGUUUUGAGUUUUUCCAUCAUUUCUCUUUCUUUUAUUUAUUGUUUCUGUUAUUAUUGUUAUUAUUAUUUCUUAAUGAAAACGUGUUUGGAAGGAGGGCUGAAUGUUAUGCUUUCAAGUAUUUAAAUGAAUUGGCGUCUAAAUUUGAUUGGUUUUGUUUUCUCCUUGAAUAGGCUUUGUAUGGCAUGCUUAUGUACUAAAUAUGUAAUUUGAUUGGUUGUUUAUAUUUUUCAAGAAAUGUCAGAUGGCCAACCUGAAUUCGAUCAACAUGCCUCUACAGCUUAUAGUGCAAACAAACUUGUUGACUUGGAAAAUAUUAUUCAUAAAGAUGAUGCAAUGGAUGAAAUGAAAAAAAUGGGUCCAGAACAAUCUUGGGAUGACCCAAACAAGAGGAAGAGAUCUGAGGUGUGGACUGAAUUUGAUGUCAUAAUAGUAAAUUGCAACACAAAGGCAAAAUGCAAUUAUUGUAGUGCUAAAUUAGCAUGGAAGAAGGGGGGUGCCACAACUCAUCUUAAAAGAUAUUUAAACGCUUGCAUGCCUCGAAAACUUGCUAAGUCUAGCGAAGACAAAGAGUUAAAACAAAGCUUAUUAUCGUUUGCGGUUACUCAAGGUCAUGCAAUACUAGCAACUUACAAGUAUGAUAAAGACAAGAUAAGAGAGAUUCUUGCAAAGAUGUUUAUAGUGCAUGAGUAUCCUUUUAGGAUGGUGGAACAUCAGUUCUUUGCUUUAUUCUGCAAAGCUCUUAACCCAAAAUUUGAGCUAAUAAAGCGGGUUACUUUGAGGAAUGACUGCAUGAAAAUGUUUGCAAUUGAGAAACAAAAGUUGAGGUCAAUGUUAAGAAAUGUUGAUAGAAUUAGCUUAACGACUUAUCUAUGGACUUCAAAUGAAAACAAUUGGGUACAUUUGCCUCACUGGACAUUUCUUAGAUUCUGAAUGGAAGUUGCAAAAGAGAAUUUUAAAUUUUUGUAGCUUGGCACCUCCCCACACUGGAAUUACUAUUGCUGAUUGUAUUCUUCAGUAUCUAACUAAAUGGGGGAUUGAAGAUAAGGUUUCCACUAUUACGUUAGACAAUGCAUCUUCGAAUGACACAACAGUCAAGGUCUUGAAGAAAAAUUUUGCAAUCAAAGGAAAGCUUUACUUCAAUGGAAAAAUAUUUCAUGUUCGCUGUUGUGCACAUGUUUUGAACCUAAUGGUACAAGAUGGUUUAGCAGAAAUACGGGAUGUAAUUGAGAAUAUCCGCGAAAGUGUGAAAUAUCUGAAGAUGUCUCCUUCACGACUUCAUAAGUUUAAUGAAAUUGUUAAACAGUUGAAGUUGUCAACCUCUAAAAUUCUUCAACUUGAUGUGCCUACUCGAUGGAACUCAACAUAUGAAAUGCUAGAGUCGGCAUUGGAGUUCAAACCGGUGAUUCCAAUGUACAAGGAAAGAGACUCCAACUAUAAAUGGUUACCAUCCGAGGAGGACUGGAUACGAGCUACAGAAGUUUCAAAAUUUUUGAAAGUUUUUAAUGAAGCCACAGAAGUGUUCUGAGGACGCCAAUAUCCAACUUCAAAUUUGUUCCUUAAAGAAAUUUGGAGAGUGAAGAAGAAAUUAAAUGAUAUGUCCUUCGAUACUAGAGAUUUUGUGAUGCGCAUGACUCGAAGAAUGAAUGAAAAACUUGAGAAGUAUUAGGGAGACUGUAACUUACUAAUGGCAAUUGGAGCAGUUUUGGAUCCUCGCUAUAAAAUGCAGCUCAUUAUAUUUUGUUUUCCAAAAAUUUAUGGUGUGGAUGUUUUUCAACACCAUAUUGAUGAUGUUCGUGAAGCUUUAGAUAUGCUCUACAAUGAAUAUGUAUCUUCAGAUGGACAAAUAAAUGUUAGUGCUAGCGAUAUCCCUAGUACCUCCUUCAAACUGAAAAGAAAAAGGACUAAUAAUGACUUUGAUAUGUGGGCUGAACAACAUAGGAAUGUUAUUCCUUCAAACAAAACUGAGUUGGACAUAUAUCUAGAAGAAGAUAUUUAUAAGCCUAGUGAAGAAGACUAUGACAAGUUUGAUGCUUUGAACUGGUGGAAAGCUAACACCCUAAAAUUUCGCUAUCUAUCAAAGAUGGUUCGGGACAUACUAUCCAUUCCUAUUACUACUGUUGCUUCAGAGGCUGCAUUUAGUGCUGGAGGUAGAGUGCUUGAUCAAUAUCGUAGCUCUUUGAAGCCUGCGACUGUACAAGCUUUGAUUUGUACUGGAGAUUGGUUGCGUAAUGAGCUUGGAUUGGAGCAGUCAUCAAAUGUUGAUGAAGAGUUUAUGCAAUGGAACACAGAGUCUACAGAGACUGGUCUAAACUAGACUACUUGAGAACUUGAGAUUUAUUAUGUUUAUUGUGUUUCUUGAACUCUUUUGUAGAACUUGAUUUGUAUGGGAUGUUUUUUUAGUUUGUUGAGGUUUCACUUAGACCAUUUAAAUUCUCUUUGAUUGUCAUUGCCUUUGUGCUUGGAUGUGGUUAAUUCUUUUCUUUUUUAUCUGUGACAGGGCUUGCUGUCAUUUUCUUUUUUUGUCUGUGACCAUUUCAACAAUUGCCAGCCCGCUUGAUGGAUCAACAGAAACAAGUUAGUCAUGUUCAUGGUUCUACAUCCUUUAGUUCUGGGUCGUCAUUUUAUGGUACAAGUGGACGUCCAUAUUACAAUGCUGAAGACGAAGUUAGUGGUGCAGAUAAAGAUCAUAUGAUUUCUUCGCAAAGAAAUUUUGGUCCAAGUUCAUCCACCUAUGAGCAGGAGGUACCUUAUUGUUAUUCUACUCAAGGUAAUGCUUCAUUUAGCAUUUGGCUUUGCGCAUGAAUGAUAUCCCAAGUGCUGCUGCCAUCUACGUUGGUCAUUUGUCUUUGUUUUUAUUUGACAAUUUCAUGCGAACAAUAUCAUUUACAGUUGUAUUAUUGUACUAAUAUUGGAUGCAGAGACAGAUGCUGUAAUUUAUCUUUUUCUGCAGAGACAGAUGCUGUAAUUUAUGUGAAACUGAACAGCCGAAUUUGUUCCCUACUUUUGAUGCAUAAUCUGGUGAUUAUUUUCCAAAAUUAUAAGAUCAAAGGAAAGGCAUCAUGAAUUUAAAAAAUCACAUGUAAUUGCUGGAAUUGGGUUUUAAAUUUUAAAGAUCUUUUUCAAUUUCAGGAGCUAGGCCUAUUAGCUGGAACACCGAUUGGAACUUCACUUAUUUAGCAAUGGUGCCUGAAUACUGGCUCACUGAAGGUGGUAUGAAACUUACUGAUAUCAAUCAUCAUUACUCACUUUGGUAUGAAUAAAUUUCGUUUCUUUCUUUCUUUCUUUCUUGUUUUUCGUUCCAUGUUGUAUGAAACUUACUGAUAUCAAUUCUAACAGUGUAUUAUGUUAGUUUUUGCCCUGUUGAUGUAUUUUGAAGGAGAGUCAAGACCAAGCUACAGCUGAAAUAUCACUGCUCUGAUGUCCAUUGAAAGUCCACUUGUACUGCAACCGAAUUUUGCUGAAUGUUGAGUAUAAUGCUGAGCUGAAUGCCUGAAUGUUACUUUACUGUCAGUGGCGAUAGGUUAUGCUGAUGAGAUGAUGCCUAGAACUUUUUGUGCUUUGAGCUAAUAUGUUAUAAUGUUAAAAGCGAUAAACUGAUGCAACUGUGUAGUUGUUUUACACUAUCUUUAAGAUGGGACUUGGAAGGUGAGUUUAUUGAAGAAGCAGACAUGGAUGUCUUGCCUUCUAUAUGGCCUGAUGAUAUUGGGAAUGAAGCCAGGAAGCAGUUUAACAUGGAAAGACCUGGUGUGAAUCAGGAUAUGCUGGGGGAUGUUACGAUCAAGGACGACCCUUCUGUUGUGGAUUUGAAACACUGGAAACACGAUAAUGCUGAGAAGGGUUCUUCUCAGCUGGCAUACCUUGUAAAACACUGGAAACAUAAGCACAAUAAUGCUGUUCGGCUUCUCAAUGAAUAUAAACACUGCCCGAGCCCGAGCUUGUUUGAGCUCGUAAUUGAAACGAGCUUU